Molecule: messenger RNA, 2347 nt
Organism: Oncorhynchus mykiss (rainbow trout)
Lineage: Eukaryota; Metazoa; Chordata; Actinopteri; Salmoniformes; Salmonidae
Source: RefSeq, a predicted model, not a curated record
UAAUGGACGGGAAGUUUGUUCAACCACAACUGCGACCUCGGUAGCUUUGCUAGGCGACGUAGCAGGAACAUUUGAGCUCUUUAUACGCUUUCGGUGUUUAUUCGCCACUCUGUUUUAAACACAUUUCUGUCGUAUCUACUAGUUACCCCUUUUAAUAUCAUACGUACGUCAGCUUGCUGUCUGGUUAAGGUAGCAGUAGGCUAAUCGCAAAUGCUAACUAGCUAACAUCCCCGACCAUGAGUUCAAAAAGCUACCACAACUCCGCUGAAGAGGAGGACUGCUGGACGGAGAGAGAAGCUCUCGUGAAAGAGGAGAAGGAAGAAGAGGCUGUCACAGUUAAACAAGAAGUAAAGGAUGAGGCUGUUACAGUGAAAGAGGAAGACGUUUCGGUGAAAAAGGAGGAGGAAGUUAAACAAGAGGGUGCAGUUUGUACAGUGAAAGAGGAGACGACUGUCACGGUGAAAGAAGAGGAAGACGUUUUUGGAGUGAAGGAGGAGGGGGAGAUCACUGUCACACUGGAGGAGGAAGAAGAGCAGAAUGGAGAUCUGAUUAACACCACAGGUGAAAGACCAGACUCUCACAGAGGGAAAAGUCCUUCAGGGGAACCAGACCCACAGAAGACCAAACCAGCAAGACCACACCACUGCUCCCAGUGUGGAAAGUGUUUUAGACACUCGGGGAACCUGAAAACGCAUGAGAUGAUACAUACAGGAGAGAAGCCAUAUCAAUGCUCCCAGUGUGGAAAGGGUUUUAGACUCUCAGGGCAUCUAAAAGUGCAUGAAAGAACACACACUGGAGAGAAGCCAUAUCUAUGCUCCCAGUGUGGAAAGGGUUUUGGACACUCGGGCAAUCUAAAACUGCAUGAAAGAACGCACACUGGGAAGAAGCCAUAUCUAUGCUCCCAUUGUGGAAAAGAAUUUUUCUCAUCUGGGGACCUGAAAAAACAUGAGAGAACGCACUUAGUAGAGAGGCCUUUCCAAUGUGACCAAUGUGGAAAGAGAUUUAUUCAGUCAGCGCAUCUGAGAGAUCAUGAGAGAAUACACCCAGGAGAACAACCAUUCCAAUGCUCCUUGUGUGGGAAAAGUUUUACCCAUUCAUGGAACCUGAAAAUGCAUGAGAUGACACACACAGGAGGGAAGCCUUUCAGCUGCUCCCAGUGUGGAAAGAGUUUUAGCCAGUUAGGGACCUUGAAAACGCAUGAAAUGACACACACAUGAGAAGGAGAGAGCCUUUCCACUGCUCCCAGUGCGGAGAGGUUUACUUGGUUAGGUAAUCUGAAAACGCAUGAGAGAACACACACAGGGGAGAAGCCCUACCACUGCUCAGACUGUGGAAAUAGAUUUACCCAGCUAGGCUACCUGAAAGCACAUGAGUGGACACACACUGUGGAAAAGUUUUACCUAGUUAGGGAACUUGAAAAUGCAUGAGAUGACACACAACAGGAGGGAGAGAGAGAUGCCUUUCCACUGCUCCCAGUGUGGAAAGAGUUUUAGAAAUGCAGGGAACCUGAAAGUGCAUGAAAGAGGACACUAUGUAGAGAAGCCUUUCCACUGCUCCCAGUGUGGAAAUACAUUUUCCCUGUCAGAGGACCUGAAGUCACAUGACAGAAUACAGGCGCUGUGUUCUGACUUUAUAUCUUUGACUUCAGAUAUUGUGUUUUGGUUUUAUGCCACAUCAUAUCCACGUAUACGAAAGCUUUUACUCAAAAACAGGGUUGCUUUUGUUUUUCUUUAAGACGUGAAUGAUAACAUCUCAAAUCAAAAUAUAUAUUUUUAAAUGUGUAUUGAUUUAUGAAGUAUAGAUUUGAAUAUUGGUAUUUAAAAAUGUAAAUUAUUAUAUAGAUGAAGUAGAAUGUACAUUUCUAGAUUCUAACCUUGAGACCUAUUGGAUAUGAUAUGAUAUAAUUUGGAUAUGACUAAAGACAUUUGAUUGGAUGCAUGAUUUGGAUAUUGCAAAGUGUAAAUGAUUAGAUCAGGAUCAAAACUGGUGGAGAAGCAAAAAUAGCAUCAAUAGGUAAGUAUACCAGUUUAAUUUGAGUACCAGGAUGUUGACAUAGGGUUUUUUUUGGGGGGGCUGCUAUGUGUGGGUCUUGGAUGGUUGGUGGCCUGGCGUUUGGGACCUUGGGCCGGUGGCCCGAGAGGUUGCUGGUUUGGGUCCCUGAUUCGACUGGGUGCGAGAUCUGUCAAUUUGCCCCUUGGCGUGGCGCUUGACCCUAGUUACUGUUGUGGGUUGCUUUGGAUGGGAUUGGCUGCUAGAUGACUGAAUGCAAUGUCAAUAUUGAGUGGCUUCGCUGCAGGUAGAUUUGUAUGAUUUUUUUUUUCAAAUUCAAUAAAAUAAAAAAAUGUAA